Molecule: messenger RNA, 601 nt
Organism: Sphaeramia orbicularis (orbiculate cardinalfish)
Lineage: Eukaryota; Metazoa; Chordata; Actinopteri; Kurtiformes; Apogonidae
Product: immunoglobulin superfamily member 11-like
Exons: 2
Coding region: 1-387 (128 amino acids)
Biological process (GO): T cell receptor signaling pathway; regulation of cytokine production
Cellular component (GO): external side of plasma membrane
Molecular function (GO): signaling receptor binding
Source: RefSeq, a predicted model, not a curated record
AUGAAACGAAAACUACCAGUAACCAACCACCAGGAGGCGCUCCGGGGUCCAUCUGCCAUGAUGGGAUCAGGACUGGAGCCAAGGACACGAGGCCAGGCCAGGAUUAUGGCACGUCCUGGACAAACGGCUCUACUACCGUGUCGCUGUCCUGAAGCUGUCUCCAUCCUGAUGAUGAAGGUGGUCAAAGAGGAUGCCGGCAACUGCUUCUUCUACCGUGAGGGCCAGCCCCGAGAUUUGUACCAGCUUCCCAGUUGUAAAGACCGAGUUGGUCUGAAAGACCCACGGAUGGAGAACGGAGAGGUUUCAGUGUUUCUGAGGAACGUCUCACUCAGCGACACCGGGACGUAUAAGUGUGUUGUUGGAUACGAGGUGGCAGGACGGCAAUAAGACAAAAACCUUCACACAUUCCAACCAGCUGACAGUUAAGGGUGAGUUCAGUUUAGAAACGUACAGUUAUAACCCCCCCAGAACCAGAGGCCUCUGCAGGACUCAGUCUGCGUGUGAUACCUGAGUGAAUAUUUGAUUUUAACCAGAAGUACCAGACCUGUUCAUUCAGCGCUGUUUGAGCUGGGAGGGCUCACGUCAGCCCCUUGUCCAUCCU